UUGGCAUUCUCAAAUCUCUCUGUCUCUCCCCCUCUCUCUCUUGUCCUCAUCCUUCUUUGAAAUUUGACAAUUGACAAUGAUCUGCUGCUUCGGUUGUUCUUCUGAGUCGAGAACUAAAAAGAAAGAUAAGAGUGAUGUGAUCGGCGAUUUGAGGCUGGACACAGAAGCAGAUGAUCAGGAGAAGAGCAACGAAGAGAUUCUUACGGAUUAUCGUACAUUUUCUUUGAAAGAACAGCAGAGAAUGCUGAAGAAGGCGCAGAAAGAGGAGGCGAAGGCGAGUCGGGAGGCGGAGAAGGUGAUGGAGUGGGUAAAGCAGGCAUCGGCGAGGAUCGAUGCUUCGGUGAUCGAUGAGUUGCUCUCUGAAGAAAGAAAAAUGGAUUGACAGUGUUUUCUCCCCUUUUUUUGUUUUAUUUUGACACAGCACGCGCGUACACGUAAUGUAAAAACAUGCAUGUUUAAUUACUAAUAUGUCUCUGUUCUCUCUGCGGAAGAGGUUUGAGGAUUAAUAUUUAUACAAGCAUAUACUUCCUUAU
Ananas comosus (pineapple) is the source of this 533-nucleotide messenger RNA. RefSeq lists its product as uncharacterized. NCBI's taxonomy places the organism in Eukaryota, Viridiplantae, Streptophyta, Magnoliopsida, Poales, Bromeliaceae. The transcript has a single exon. The record is from RefSeq and is a predicted model, not a curated record. Bases 77 to 382 code for a protein of 101 amino acids.